CCGUGACAUUUUUUAUACUUGAGUUUGACAAUAUGAGUAGAUAGUCACAUGCUCACCUUCUCGUGGCAUUAGAAAAUCACAUUUUCACCUGCCAAAAUUUCUUCCCCUGCUAAUCUCUAACGUAUUCUGGUUUGUGCAUAUAUAAGAGAGACUAAAAAACCAAACAUUAUUACAAAAACAUAAACCUUAGAACUUCAUUGUUACAUAAUAUUUAGGAUUCCUAUUAGGUUUCGCAAAUAAAUUAAUAUAUAAUAUGGCUGGAUUAGUCCAACAACAUGAUCAUGAAGAGAAGAAGAGCAUGAAAGCCUGUGUCAUAGGAGGUACAGGAUUCGUGGCAUCCCUGCUUGUUAAAUUGUUAUUGCGAAAGGGCUAUUUGGUCAAUACGACUGCUAGAGACCCUGGUGAUGAGAAGAAGAUAUCACACCUCUUAGCACUGAAAGAUCUUGGUGAGCUGAAAGUAUUUAAAGCAAAUUUAACCGAUGAAGGGAGCUUUGAUGCCGCGGUAGAAGGCUGUGAUGUUGUUUUCCUAGUCGCCACCCCUGUCAACUUUGCCUCUCAGGACCCUGAAGCAGAUAUGAUUAAGCCUGCAAUGCAAGGAGUAAUAAACGUAUUGACAGCCUGCACGAAGGCAAAGUCUGUGAAACGCGUUGUUAUGACUUCAUCUGCUGCUGCUGUUUCGAUCAAUAGUCUCACCGGGGAUGGUCUUGUGAUGAGCGAGGAGGAUUGGACUGAUGUUGAUUUCCUCUACUCCAAAAAGCCACCUCUUUGGGGCUACCCUGUGUCUAAGACACUAGCUGAAAAAGAAGCCUGGAAAUUCGCUAAGGAAAACAACCUCGAUCUCAUUACUGUGAUACCAUCUUUGAUCACUGGUGCUGCUUUCACUCCUGAUGUCCCUAGCAGCAUCGGUCUUGCUACGUGCCUGCUAACAGGAAAUGAGUCCCUUAUAAAUGGUAUGAAGGGUAUGCAGUUACUGUCUGGUUCAAUUUCGAUUACACACGUAGAAGAUGUUUGUCGUGCACACAUUUUCCUAGCAGAGAACAAAUCAGCUUCAGGGCGUUACAUCUGCUGUGCUGUUAACACUAGUGUUGUUGAUCUCGCCAAGUUCUUAAGUAACAAAUACCCUCAGUAUAAUGUUCCUACAGAUUUCGGAGAACUUCCUUCUAAGGCCAAGUUGAUCCUUUCUUCAGAGAAGCUCGUUAACGAGGGAUUCGAGUUCAAGCAUGGGAUUGGAGAGAUUUAUGACUCGACUGUGGAGUAUCUGAAGAGCAAAGAUAUAUUGAAGAAUUGAAGGGAAAAUACAGCAUCUUCUUAGUUCUAUUUUACUAGUACUUUGUUUUGGACUGGAAGUUUUUGUAUAUUUUACAAUGAUUUUCAGCUGUUUUAUCUACAAUUAUACAAUAAUCUUUUAGAACCAUUGGAAAACUCACAAAUUGCAGCAAAUUUUAUCAUCUAUUUCACUGAUAAGAGUA
This is a messenger RNA of Chenopodium quinoa (quinoa), 1469 nucleotides long. Its product is annotated as anthocyanidin reductase ((2S)-flavan-3-ol-forming)-like. The transcript has 6 exons. The coding region runs from base 254 to 1288 and encodes 344 amino acids. NCBI's taxonomy places the organism in Eukaryota, Viridiplantae, Streptophyta, Magnoliopsida, Caryophyllales, Amaranthaceae. Gene Ontology annotation, molecular function: oxidoreductase activity, acting on the CH-OH group of donors, NAD or NADP as acceptor. The record is from RefSeq and is a predicted model, not a curated record.